Messenger RNA from Huiozyma naganishii CBS 8797, 1554 nucleotides. It is a transcript of the gene RRB1, whose product is annotated as ribosome biosynthesis protein RRB1. NCBI's taxonomy places the organism in Eukaryota, Fungi, Ascomycota, Saccharomycetes, Saccharomycetales, Saccharomycetaceae. The record is from RefSeq and is a predicted model, not a curated record. The transcript has a single exon. Bases 1 to 1554 code for a protein of 517 amino acids. Gene Ontology annotation, molecular function: protein binding.
AUGUCGAAAAGAGCGCUUGAUAAUAGAGAAGAAGAGGAGGAGCACGGAAGAGUUGUCGCCCCGAGAGCUGACGGUCAAACCAAUCCCGCUAAUGCUUCUGCAACGGAUGAUAUGGAUAUGGAUGACGGGCAAUUCAGUGACGACUUUGAAAGUGACGAGGAGAUCAUUGAACUUGAUGACGAGAACGACGAGGAGAACAUGGGGGACGGUGAUAUAACUGAAAUGUCUAUGGCGAAGGCCCAAAAGUUGCUGAAGAAAGAUGAGAAUGAAAUAUUAGAAAGCACGAAAAAGGGCCAACAACUGUACCUACCGCAUUUAUCCAGACCAUUGGGCCCCGAUGAAGUACUCGAGGCAGACCCAACGGUUUAUGAAAUGCUGCAUAAUGUCAAUCUCCCAUGGCCUUGUAUGACAUUGGAUGUUAUCCCAGAUAAACUAGGUUCUGAAAGGAGGAACUACCCUCAAUCGAUCCUAAUGACCACAGCGACCCAGGCCUCGAAAAAGAAGGAAAACGAGCUUAUGGUGUUGAGCUUGUCGCAAUUGAACAAAACGCUUGUCAAAUCGGAGGAAGACGAAGAUGAGGAUGAGGAUUCGGAUGAGGAAGAUGACUCCGAUCCAAUCAUCGAAAAUGAAAAUAUUAAAUUGAACGACACAACAAAUAGGCUCAAAGUUUCCCCAUUUGCAUCGACAGACAAAGAGGUGCUAACAGCCACCAUGAGCGAAAAUGGUGAAGUUUACAUUUUUGAUUUGGCGCCCCAAUCGAAGGCAUUUUCCACACCGGGCUACCAAAUUCCAAAAACUGCGAGAAGGCCAAUACAUACUGUUAGGAACCAUGGAAAUGUGGAAGGUUACGCAUUGGACUGGUCGCCUAUGAUUAAAAACGGUGCAUUGCUCACCGGCGAUUGCUCCGGCCAGAUCUACUUCACGCAGAGACACACUUCGAAGUGGAUUACGGAUAAACAGCCAUUUACUGCCGAGAACAAUAAAUCGGUCGAGGAUAUCCAAUGGUCCCGUACCGAAUCUACCGUCUUUGCCUCAGCAGGUUGCGACGGGUACAUCAGAAUUUGGGACACUAGGUCCAAAAAACAUAAACCAGCGCUAUCAGUCAAGGCCUCCAACACUGAUGUUAACGUCAUCAGUUGGAGUGAAAAGAUUGGGUACUUACUAGCCAGUGGUGACGAUAAUGGGUUAUGGGGGGUUUGGGAUUUGAGACAGUUUUCUCCAGACAACAUCAACGAUGUCCAGCCAGUUGCCCAGUACGACUUCCACAAGGGGGCCAUUACAUCUAUCAACUUCAACCCACUGGACGACUCUAUCAUUGCCGUUGCAUCUGAGGACAACACUGUUACACUAUGGGACUUGUCCGUUGAAGCAGAUGAUGAAGAGAUCAAACAACAAAUUGCCGAAACCAAAGAACUUGAAAAGAUCCCCCCACAAUUACUAUUUGUCCACUGGCAAAAGGAUGUCAAAGAUGUUAAAUGGCAUAAACAGAUCCCCGGCUGUUUGGUGAGUACGGGGACUGAUGGCUUGAAUAUUUGGAAAACCAUCAGUGUGUGA